Molecule: messenger RNA, 1317 nt
Organism: Prunus mume (Japanese apricot)
Lineage: Eukaryota; Viridiplantae; Streptophyta; Magnoliopsida; Rosales; Rosaceae
Biological process (GO): auxin-activated signaling pathway
Source: RefSeq, a predicted model, not a curated record
UUUUUCCCUUCUUCACUUUGUUUGUUCUUUCACAUGAUCUACUUGCAUUCUAUUAAUGUCUCUUUGCAGCUUUUGACAUUCUCUAAGCAGACACUACAGCUCCACACCCUCUUUCCCACUCUUAAACUAUAUCUCACUGUCCUCUGUUCCCUCUCUGUUUUUCUCCCUAUAAAUACUCUGUUUUUGCUCUGUAGAUUUUGUGUUUUCUGCAACCAAAAAAGAAACAUGUAUAUGAGGGAGAAGUCGCUUAAGGAAGACACAUUUCCGAGGAGAAGAAGAAACCCAUCUUUCUCUUCUUCUCUUCUUGACUCCAUUUACCGCUCGAUCGAUGAAUCGAACGGUGGAGAUGGAGAUCCGGGUUAUGUCAGAGAAUCAACCGUGAUGAAGAAACAGAGCAGUUCUGCUAAGGGAGGCAGCGACAGAACCAAUCUUCGCCGAGCUAUCAUGAUUGAGAACUGGGUUGAGAAGCAGACUGUUCAAAGCUCCAUGCUCUCGACUUCGGCUUCUAGCUCCUCAGAGUCGAGCUCAGGAGCUGCAUUUUCGUCCUCUGAAACAGAUUCAAGCUACAAGCCAAGAACAAAGCCGAAGCCGGUAGCGGCCUCUGCUCACUCCGAGAAGUACAUGCAAUUUCAGGAGAAGCCAAAGCAUGAGAAUGGCGGAGGUGGUGGGUUUACAAAGACAAAGCUCAGGGCUUUGAAAAUCUAUGGCGAGUUGAAGAAGGUGAAGCAACCCAUUUCUCCAGGAGGUCGAAUUGCCACCUUCAUCAACUCAAUUUUCAAUUCUGGGAACGUCAAGAAGGCCAAGAUGUGUUACGUUGGAGCUGUGGAGGAUGUGACGACCUCAGAACAUGUUUCAAAGUCUGUUUCUUGCUCUUCUUCUUCUGCUUCCACUUUCUCAAGGUCUUGCUUGAGCAAGCCAUCUUCAAGAGCCAAAAAACUAAGCAAUGGCACCAAAAGGUCUGUGAGGUUUUACCCAGUGAGUGUGAUUCUUGGUGAGGAGGAUUCCCAACCUUCAAGCCACCACAAAUGUGUUUAUGAAGAAGACCCGAGUUUAAUGCCAAAACCCUCGUAUCAAAAAUUUGCAAGAGCUUCUUUGUUGAAGGAAGACUUGACCACAGUAGGUCAAAAUUUUGCUAGAGGGUUUUGUGAUGAUGGUGAUGAUGAAGAAAGUGAUCAUGAUGCUGAGAGCUAUUCAAGUUCUGAUCUUUUUGAGCUUGAUCACCCAGUUGGGAUUGGAAGGUACAGGGAAGAACUUCCAGUGUAUGAAACUACUAAUUUCAGAACUAAUCAAGCUAUUGCCCAAGGCUUGAUUUUGUAA